AUGGGAUAUUUUAGCAGUUCAGCCCCCACAUCCUCGUGUCUUAGAGAUACUAUAUCAGGGCGGUAUCUAUAUUAUGACAGGGCUCUUGUGACAGCCAUGAUUGAGCUAUGGCGACUGGAGACCCAUACAUUUCAUCUCCGCACUGGUAAGGCCACUAUCACCCUUCCCGACGUAGAGGUCCUUUACGGUCUCCAAGUCGAUGGACGCGCUUUUUAUAUUGAGGAGCCGCAUCAGAUGCCAUCGUAUCGGCAGGAGUUGACUAGGCUCACUGCUUUUGUGCCGGAGCCGCAUGUUAUAUGGGGACAGAGUCGGCUGUCGAUGCAUUCCCUCUUCGCUCACUUGCGCCUCGUAGACAUGCAACAUCCGAUUACAGAGGACACACCUCAGGUUGAUGUUGACCGACGUGCUCGUCUGUAUCUUCUCGUCAUAUUCGGGGGCAUCCUGUUCCCGAACACAUCGGGUUCCCAUAUGAGCUUGAGGUAUUUGCCCUUUCUGGAGCAUCUGAGCAUCUAUAGGCGCGAGGACCGAUGUCGCUGCAUUUUACCCGCUCCUCCAGGUACUAUAUUUAAGUGUGUGUAA
This is a messenger RNA of Lycium ferocissimum, 579 nucleotides long. RefSeq names its product protein MAIN-LIKE 2-like. NCBI's taxonomy places the organism in Eukaryota, Viridiplantae, Streptophyta, Magnoliopsida, Solanales, Solanaceae. The record is from RefSeq and is a predicted model, not a curated record. The transcript is spliced from 2 exons. The coding region runs from base 1 to 579 and encodes 192 amino acids.